GAGAGAGAGAGAGCGAGAUAAGGUGGGUGAGCUCCCGUUCACACUUUGUAUAAACCUCUCGAGCCAGCCUGGUGCUUCGCACACCCAUUUCGCGACCGGCGAGUGACAGAGACUCCUCGCACACCCACACACACACUACGCAUUUCGAGAGAGAGAGAGAGAGAGUGUGACAGAGAAGAGGAGACAAGACAGAGGAAGAUCGUAAUAGCUAGAGAGAGAAGAUAGAGGAGGCAGAGGAAGCGGCGGCAGGGGUUCCGCGAGGCAAGCAGCUCGCGGAGAUAAUGUCGAUGGAGGCGUCGGAGACGCAGCAGCAGGCGGCGGCGGCGGCGCAGCCCCCCCGGCAGCAGCUGGCGCAGCACCUGUCGGGGAGCCUGAGCUUCAGCAGCAACCUGUCCAUCUCCGGGGUAGACGAGGAGAUGUCGAGAUCGGCCCUGUCCAACUUCAGGGCCAAGGAGGAGGAGAUCGAGAGGAAGAAGCUGGAGGUCAGAGAGAAGGUCAUGUCGCAUCUGGGUCGCGUCGAGGAAGAGACCAAGAGGCUCGCCACGAUUCGGGAGGAACUAGAGGCAUUGUCAGAUCCAAUGAGAAAGGAUGUUGCACUCGUCCGAAAGAAGAUUGAUGCAGUAAAUAAGGAAUUAAAACCGCUGGGAUACACCUGCCAGAAGAAGGAGAGAGAGUACAAGGAAGCCCUUGAGGCCUUCAAUGAAAAGAACAAGGAGAAAGUACAGCUCGUUAACAAAUUAAUGGAGCUGGUGGGUGAAAGUGAGAAGAUGAGGAUGAAGAAGCUGGAGGAGCUGGCUAAGAGCAUAGAAACCCUACAAUGAGAGAUAGCCUUGACGUUGAUGACUGAUUUGAUUAGGUCUCCUUGUGAUGAUAUGUAUGUAAAAUGGUGUUUAAUUUCAAUCAUUAGAUGGGUGCUUUUGGGUUUGUUGUAUUCUUGAUUUUUCUGUUGUCUUUGUUUGCGUUUUCUCUCGUUAGCAUUUGAUGUGUCUACAAUUAACUAAUUUAGGAAGGGAUUAAUCCCCAAAAAAGAACACAGAUGCGCAGAACUAAACUGUCUAUCAACUCUGCAGUGUCUUUUUUCUUCUUAUUUUUCUGCUUGUGCUGAGGUUGGCUUGUCUUUCUGAGGAA
Messenger RNA from Syzygium oleosum, 1128 nucleotides. RefSeq lists its product as uncharacterized. The record is from RefSeq and is a predicted model, not a curated record. The transcript has 4 exons. The coding region runs from base 282 to 821 and encodes 179 amino acids. Lineage: Eukaryota; Viridiplantae; Streptophyta; Magnoliopsida; Myrtales; Myrtaceae.